UUUUUUUCCUUUUUCCUUUUCUUUUUUUUUCUAAGCAUGUCUCAACUGGAUUAUAGCAAAGACCCUAAGCAUGAUAGCUUAGCAUUAAUUGUUCGCAAAGAUGCUCCAUACAAUGCUGAACCAGCACCCAUUGAUUUAGUAAAGAAUUACAUUACACCAGAAAAAUAUUUUUUUUGUCGUAACCAUGGUCCAUUACCUGAUAUCAAAGAACAAGAGCACACCAUUCUUGUUCAGGGUAUUGGAUGUAAGACACCUACUUUAUUCUCCAUGAAAGAGUUGAAAGAGAAUUAUGAGAAACACUCAGUCAUGAUGGCUAUGCAAUGUGCAGGAAACAGAAGAGAUGGUUUACAUAAAGUAAAACAUACCAAAGGCGUAAUCUGGGGCCCGUGUGCUUUAGGCAAUGCGAUCUACAGUGGAUGCCGUUUACGGGAUGUAUUGGCUACCGUUGGUGUAACAACAAAAAUAAAGAACUUGACACAGCUUCAUGUGUCAUUUGAAUCUGUAGAACAGUGUGAAGAAGACAAGUGUUAUGGUUCUUCUGUUCCUUUGUCAAAAGCAUUGGAUGAGUUUGGAGACGUCUUGUUGGCUUAUGAGAUGAACUAUCAAACCUUAUCGCGUGAUCAUGGAUUUCCUAUUCGAGUUGUUGUUCCAGGCUAUAUUGGUGGUCGCUCUGUAAAAUAUCUCAAGUCCAUUACAAUUCAAGACUAUGAAUCCAUGUCGUUUUAUCAACGCAGAGACUACAAGAUAUUACCUGAAAAUAUCUCUAAUGAAGAUCAAGCUAAUGAGUAUUGGUGCAAAGUACCUUCUAUUGGCGAAUACAAUGUUCAAUCCUAUGUGUGCAACCCUGCAGAUGGUAUACAUUCAGGUGGUAAUCAAAACCAAAUAGUGCAAGGCUAUGCAUUAUCAGGAGGAGGUAGAAGUAUUCAGCGAGUUGAUGUCUCUGGUGAUGACGGAAGAACAUGGAUAACAGCUCAACUUCAUCAACCAGCAGCUGAGCAUAAUAACUGUAGAGUAUGGGGUUGGUGUUUGUGGACAGCUACUGUGACCACAAAGAGAAAUGUAAGAAUUGUCAGUAGAGCAGUGGACUCUUCUGGUAAUGUUCAGCAAGAGUAUCCUGUUUGGAAUUAUCGUGGUGUUAUGAAUAAUUCUUGGAGAACAGUAGAGCCAAAUACACUUGAGAUGUCUAAUAUCUAAGUAAAUAAUAUAUAUAUAUAUAUAUAUGUAUGAAAUGUGUCUAAUUAAAAUACGCUAUUUUUUAUUGUG
Gilbertella persicaria is the source of this 1263-nucleotide messenger RNA. RefSeq names its product Oxidoreductase, molybdopterin-binding domain-containing protein. Gene Ontology annotation, molecular function: molybdenum ion binding; oxidoreductase activity. The transcript has 11 exons. Gene Ontology annotation, cellular component: mitochondrion. NCBI's taxonomy places the organism in Eukaryota, Fungi, Mucoromycota, Mucoromycetes, Mucorales, Choanephoraceae. The record is from RefSeq and is a predicted model, not a curated record. Bases 37 to 1194 code for a protein of 385 amino acids.